AAGAAAGUUUUACCUUUGACAGGAACCAUCCGCAUGAGCACUUGAGCUAUAUAUAUGCUGUUAUCCCUCCGAAAAUCCUAAAACCCCGGAAAACCCAAACCCCCCAAAAUCAGCAACCUAAACCAAAUCAAAUCGCCAAUGUCGAAGGAACCAUCCAAGACCUUCAAACCCUACACCCUCUUCGAAACCUUAACGGGCCACAAGAGCGCCAUCUCCGGUGUCAAAUUCUCCUCCGACGGCCGCCUCCUCGGUUCCGCUUCCGCCGACAAGACCAUCCGCACCUACUCCCUUUCCUUCCCCGAUGACUCCUCCACUCCCACCAUCUCCGCCGCCCAGACCUUCGAAGGCCACUCCCAGGGCGUCUCCGAUCUCGCCUUCUCCGCCGACUCUCGCUUCAUGGUCUCCGCCUCCGACGACAAGACCCUCCGCCUCUGGGACGUCGCCACCGGCCAAACCAUCAAGACCCUCCAUGGCCACACCAACUACGUCUUCUGCGCCAACUUCAACCCUCAGUCCAAUAUGGUCGUCUCCGGUUCCUUCGACGAAACGGUGCGUAUUUGGGAUGUCAAGACCGGGAAAUGCUUGAAGGUUUUGCCGGCUCACUCCGACCCUGUCACCGCCGUUGAUUUCAAUCGGGAUGGCUCGGUUAUCGUUUCGAGCAGCUACGAUGGGUUGUGCAGGACCUGGGAUGCCUCCACUGGCCACUGCACCAAGACAUUGAUUGACGAUGAGAAUCCUCCGGUUUCGUUUGUUAAGUUUGCGCCUAAUGGAAAGUACAUUCUUGUUGGCACUUUGGAUGACACUCUGAGGCUCUGGAACUUUUCAACUGGGAAAUGUCUAAAGACUUACACCGGUCACAAGAGCUCGAGAUUCUGCAUUUCUUCUGCAUUUUCUGUGACAAAUGGGAUAUACAUUGUAAGUGGUUCUGAAGAUAAUUGUUUGUACUUGUGGGAAUUGCAAAGCAGGAAGGUAGUUCAGAAAUUGGAAGGUCACAUUGACACCGUUAUAUCAGUAUCAUGUCACCCAACUAAGAACAUAAUUGCUUCUGGUGCACUUGGGAAUGACAAGACAGUGAAGAUCUGGACUCAGGAGAACUGAUUCAUUUCGGUUGUUGUAAAUGAUUGCAUCUGUGGCACAGAGAUUUGGACUUGAGGAGGGAGACUGAUUUGAUGUAUUACAAAGUUUGUCUGAUUCCCCAUUUUGCUCGACUCUUACAUUCUUAACCUUUUUUAGUAGUUAUCUGAUUGUAUUUUAGAACUUUGCUUCUUAGAUAUCAGUUUAAGGUCAAUUCUCUUAAUUAUAAUUUAGGCAUGUCUUGUAGUUGGUUGUUGUCUGGAGGACAAAAAGCUUUGUAACUCAAAACGACUCUCCUUCAAUGCAGUCAGUGAUGUUUCAAAAUUGUUCAUGUAUGGUUUAUCAGGGCUGGGAGAAAUUGUGAAGCAGAGUAUAUACUCCAAGUCGUUGUGGUAAACAGAGAUCAAAGUUUGGUCCAGACUCUUUUUGUGAGAUGUCCAGGGUGUGCUGAAUCUGAAAACUGUUGACGUAAGAGUGGUCUGCUUGGUGCUUGUGGACAGACAGAGAUGUGUGGUAUGAAAAUACAUGUUGGUUUCUCAAUGCAGGUUUGUGAGCUUUUCUCCGAACUCUGAAAAUGUCUCCGUCAUCUUUAAUGGUCUGAUUUAUAUGUUCUUUAGUGUUGCAUGUUAGCGCAUGUUGCAUAUUGUACAGUAGUUUUCGGUUAAUAGAUGUCUGUUUGAAUGCUAUGUGGUGAACAGCAUUGAAUUGAUUGAUUAGCUUGAUGCAAGUCCUGAAUGUCUUGAGCAGCAUCAACGUGGUUCCUUCCGAUUUAUUGAUCUUCAUUUUUGUCA
Messenger RNA from Malus domestica (apple), 1865 nucleotides. RefSeq names its product COMPASS-like H3K4 histone methylase component WDR5A. Gene Ontology annotation, cellular component: transcription factor TFIID complex. Lineage: Eukaryota; Viridiplantae; Streptophyta; Magnoliopsida; Rosales; Rosaceae. The record is from RefSeq and is a predicted model, not a curated record. Gene Ontology annotation, biological process: transcription initiation at RNA polymerase II promoter. Gene Ontology annotation, molecular function: protein binding; RNA polymerase II general transcription initiation factor activity.